UCGACCAUCCCUUCGUUCAUUCUGACACCGUUGGGAAGAUUGCCUUUUUGUCUCUCUGGCCAUUAUGGCCCAAUCCCCGUUUGACCCUCUUUUGAAGGGUAGCUCCGGCCGCAAUGCACGCGGUGUCCUGCGGGUUAUCAUUCUAUGUACUAUCGCCGCCGCCGCCGUGUCGAGUCGACUUUUCAGUGUCAUCCGAUUUGAAAGUAUCAUCCAUGAAUUCGAUCCUUGGUUCAACUUCAGAGCGACCAAGUACUUGGUGCAAAAUGGAUUCUACAGCUUCUGGGAUUGGUUUGACGAUCGAACCUGGCAUCCUUUGGGGCGUGUCACAGGUGGCACCCUAUAUCCCGGUCUCAUGGUGACUAGCGGCGUCAUCUACCAUAUCCUGCGCUUUCUCACGAUUCCGGUCGAUAUCCGAAAUAUCUGUGUUUUGCUUGCGCCAGGAUUCUCCGGUCUAACCGCUCUAGCGAUGUAUCUUCUGACAUGCGAGAUGUCUACUUCCCCUUCUGCUGGUCUCCUCGCCGCCGCUUUCAUGGGAAUUGCUCCUGGGUACAUCUCCCGAUCCGUGGCGGGUAGCUAUGACAACGAGGCAAUUGCGAUUUUUCUCCUCGUAUUCACUUUUUUCUUGUGGAUUAAGGCGAUUAAGAACGGCUCUAUCAUGUGGGGUGCGUUGACAGCUUUGUUCUACGGCUACAUGGUAUCGGCUUGGGGUGGAUAUGUCUUCAUCACCAAUUUGAUCCCGCUCCAUGUCUUCGUCCUCCUCUGUAUGGGAAGAUAUAGUUCUCGGAUUUACAUCAGCUAUACGACAUGGUACGCCCUAGGAACGCUAGCCAGCAUGCAAAUCCCCUUUGUCGGUUUCCUACCAAUUCGAAACAGUGACCACAUGUCCGCUUUAGGUGUCUUUGGUUUACUCCAAUUUGUGGCGUUUGCUGAGUUUAUCAGAGGCUUCCUUCCUGGAAAGCAUUUCCAACGACUUCUCACUACCAUAAUACUGGUUUUCUCUGGCAUUGCGUUCCUCGGCCUUGUUCUGCUCUCGAUCUCAGGCGUCAUUGCACCGUGGAGCGGCCGCUUUUACUCGCUGUGGGACACUGACUACGCCAAAAUCCACAUUCCAAUCAUUGCAUCCGUCUCCGAACAUCAGCCUACGGCAUGGCCAGCAUUCUUCUUUGACUUGAAUUUUCUCAUCUGGCUCUUUCCAGCGGGAGUCUAUAUGUGUUUCCAGAAAUUGAGAGAUGAGCAUGUCUUCGUUGUUAUCUAUGCCGUGCUCGCGAGCUACUUUGCUGGAGUCAUGGUCCGACUAAUGUUAACGCUCACACCCAUUGUCUGUGUUGCAGCUGCCCUGGCCUUGUCACAGAUCUUGGACACAUACGUUGCCGCAUCUCCUACGCCAACUUCUCAGGCGAAAGCCAGCGGUGAUGGCUCAUCGGAAUCUCUUCGAUCUGUACGAGCUCCUUUCGUGGGGAUAUACACCCACUUCUCAAAGGUGUUCACGACAACUGCGAUGACAGUCUAUCUCCUGUUGUUUGUUGCACAUUGUACUUGGGUUACUUCCAACGCGUAUUCUUCUCCUUCUGUCGUCUUGGCUAGUCGGCUGCCGGAUGGAAGUCAAUUCAUCAUUGACGACUAUCGCGAAGCAUACUACUGGCUUCGCCAGAACACUCCUUCGAACGCCAAGAUCAUGUCGUGGUGGGAUUAUGGGUACCAGAUCGGCGGUAUGGCCGACCGACCCACGCUGGUCGACAACAACACGUGGAAUAACACUCACAUUGCUACCGUUGGAAAGGCGAUGAGCUCACGGGAGGAGGUCAGUUACCCGAUCCUUCGACAGCAUGACGUUGACUACGUGCUUGUCGUGUUUGGUGGACUUAUCGGCUAUUCUGGUGAUGAUAUCAACAAGUUCCUUUGGAUGGUCCGUAUCUCUCAAGGUAUCUGGCCUGACGAGGUCAAAGAACGGGACUACUUUACAGCCCGCGGAGAGUACCGCGUCGAUGAUGCGGCUACUCCCACCAUGCGCAAUAGUUUGAUGUACAAAAUGUCUUAUUACAACUACAAUUCUCUCUUCCCAGCAGGGCAAGCUGUUGACCGUGUCCGCGGUGCUAGGCUCCCCGCAGAGGGGCCGCAACUUACAACACUCGAGGAAGCUUUCACGAGCGAGAACUGGAUCAUUCGGAUUUACAAGGUUAAAGAUCUUGAUAAUUUCGGCCGUGAUCACAAUCGCGCAGUAGCGUUUGACAAGGGUCAGAAGAAAAAGCGGGCUACUGGGAAAAAGGGAGCCCGGGUUUUGCGGACUGAAUAGAAUGCGGUUCUCGGGUUCGUUGAUUGCUUUAUACUUCAUGAACCCAAAAAUGUUUCUUUUCCGAUUGCAUGGUCCUUGCGGGAUUCCCUUCAUGUAUUCCUUGGCCUUCUAUCCCCGUGCUUCUUUUCGUAUUAUAUAGUCUAAGUUAGGUAGAUAGGUCGAAGGUUUUCG
Molecule: messenger RNA, 2464 nt
Organism: Monascus purpureus
Lineage: Eukaryota; Fungi; Ascomycota; Eurotiomycetes; Eurotiales; Aspergillaceae
Source: the annotation of a GenBank genome assembly